AUGGCGCACUUUAUCCCUUGCAAGAAGACUUCUGAUGCUUCUCAUGUAGAGAGUUUACUUUUGCGAGAAAUAGUUCGUUUGCAUGGUGUUCCAAAAACUAUCACCUCUGAUCGUGAUAUCAAAUUCCUUAGUCAUUUUUGGAGGACCCUAUGGCGUUUAUUUGGGACGGAUUUGCAGUAUAACAGCUCCUUUCAUCCUCAAACUGAUGGUCAAAUUGAAGUUGUCAAUCGUACUAUGGCAAAUAUUAUUCGGUGUCUUUGUAGUGACAUGCCAAAGCAAUGGGAACGGUAUCUUGCUCUUGCUGAGUUUGCUUUUAACAACACUGUCAACCGUUCCACGGAUACAAGAGGGUGUGAAGCAACAGCUAGAAGCUUCCACUACUCACAUUAUAAAGUCAUUGCGUAUAAACAUCGUCGCCUCAAGGUAUUUGCUGAGGGUGAUGAAGUGAUGGUCUACUUCCGCAAGGGACGCUUUCCUGUUGGUACAUAUAACAAGCUGAAGCACAAGAAAGUUGGUCAUUGUCGAAUCGUGAAGAAAAUUAAUGACAAUGCCUAUGUUGUUGAUCUUCCUGGUGACCUCACCAUCUCCCCAACGUUCAAUGUAGCGGACCUAUUUGAGUAUUAUCCUCCAGAUACUCCUCUUUAUCCUAAUCAUAACUCGGGGUUGAGUUCUUAUGAAGUGGAGGAGACUGAUGUAGAACAAUAUGCAAAUGCCUUUAUGAAAACAUUGGAGCAUCAUAAGAGCAGGCAGUCCCACAAAUCAAAGAGGAUUAUAGAGUUGACCGAGAUUGAUCAUGAAGAUCUCAAUGAAGCCCUAGCGUCCUUCCCCAAGUCAAACCUCAAAAGCCUAUCAAACGCCGGUAAAAAGAACAUUCCGCCGAGAUUUCCCCCCCCUUCCGUUGUCCCCGCGUCAUCAUCUUCCUCCUCCCGUCGCCACCGAUUCUCUCUCUCUACAAUCCUCCAGAUCCGCCCCCUCUCUCUCUCCCUCCCAUGGAUUUCUUCAAAGCCGUCUUCUCCGACGACCCAAUUCCCCCGCCCCGGGAUCCCCCAAAGCCCCCGCCUUGACCCGGACCCGGAACCCGAACCCGAACCCGGAUCGCCGCCGCCUCCGCCGCCCUCGCCGCCGCCCGCCGCAGCCGCCGGGGCGUGGAGCUUCGGGGGCCUGAUCAAGACCCUGGCCACCCGGUCGGAGUCGGUGAUCGAGUCCUACCGCCGCGACCUCGAGGAGUUCGGGUCGGGGCUCCGGAAGGAGACCGCGGUCAUCCGCGAGGCCGCCUCCCGCGCCGUCAAGGACCUACCCACCUCGCUCGAGGCCGGCGCCUCCGUCGCCCAGGAGUCGCUCGAGUCGGUCGGGCAGGCCAUCGACGACAUCGGCGCCACCGUGGUGAAGUCGACGGCCGAGAUCCUCUCGCACGGGAAGGAGGCCCUGCUGGAUCUCGAGUCCGAUUCCUCCGAUUACGGCAGCGGCAGGCGGCCGAGCAGCGCCGGCGCCGCUCAGAAUCCCGAUUUCAAGAAGUACAGCAGGUUCGACGCGCAGCUGCGCGCGAUCCAGAGCGACGCGGGCGUGUACCGCGAGGAGCCGGAGGGGUCGGAGGAGUAUGGGGAGUGGAAAUUAGGGUUUUCGUUGGAGGAGAAGAGAGAGGAGAUUGAGGGUUUGAUCGGGGAGGGUGGGGUGAUGAGAGAAAUGUAUGAGAAGGUUGUGCCUGAGGAGGUUGAUCAUGAGAAUUUCUGGACUAGGUAUUUUUACAGAGUGCAUAAGCUCAAGGUAGCAGAGGAUGCCAGGGCUCGGCUCGUGAAGCGGGCGAUCUCCGGGGAUGAGGAGGAGGAUUUGAGGUGGGAUUUCGAGGAUGAAGAUGAGGAAGGAGGAGCAGCAGCAUUUGGAGGUGAAGAGCGAAAAUGUCGAGCUGGUGAAAAAUGCGCAGGAGGCGGUGAAAACGGAGGACACUGGGAGACUUCAUCGGCCGGGCUUGUCCUGGCUCUGGAGAAGAGUGUAGCUGGUGAAGAGGAGAAGUCGGAUUCGGAGAAGUCAGGUAGUGAUGCAUCAGAAGUUAAAGCCGACGAGAGAGCAAAUACGGAAGGCAAGACCGAUAAGACUGAUACCACCAGUGAGUCGUGCAAGGACAGCGAUGUGUCGAUCAUAUCGACGCAGCCCUCAAUGCCUGAGGUGGCGGACCUCGGGUGGGACGAGAUUGAAGACAUGGUUGGCAACGACGAGGGUAAGAGGGACAGUGUUUCUAGUGCGAGCAGGAUCGAUCUGCGAAAGCGCCUGAGCGGGGCAGAAGAGGAGGAUUUAACUUGGGACAUUGAGGACGACGACGAGCCUCCCAAAUUGUGAUGAAGUAAAUGGUCUUUCACUAUUGAAAACCUUUAGAAACUGUAAGCAUUGAGGGUUAAGUUUCCCCUUGAUAUCAUGUCAUUGCACUUGGUCUAUCUUAGUUUGCGCAAAGCCAUUUAUUUGUGUUGUUACAACAGCGUGUCUUGUGGAUAGUUUUCUUCGUUUUAUAUACUCUUCAGAGUCCAGCUGGAAGCUAUAUAACUGUGCAAUUGUCCAUUCAUGAUCACAAAUAAAAGCUUGGUCCUUUCUUCUA
Molecule: messenger RNA, 2587 nt
Organism: Eucalyptus grandis
Lineage: Eukaryota; Viridiplantae; Streptophyta; Magnoliopsida; Myrtales; Myrtaceae
Exons: 3
Coding region: 1-2334 (777 amino acids)
Biological process (GO): DNA integration
Cellular component (GO): cytoplasm
Molecular function (GO): nucleic acid binding
Source: RefSeq, a predicted model, not a curated record